AUGGCUAAGCUCGCGCUGGCCGUCCUCCUCCUGCUGCUGGCCGUGGCGGCGUCCGCGUCGGCCGCCGGCGGGAGCCACCUGGACCUGGGCUUCCUCUCCUCGGGGGGCCGGAGCCGGAGGGAGUGCGGCGGCACGGUGGGCGAGUGCCUCGCCGAGGAGUCGGAGUCCCUGGACCUGGGGGCGUCCGCCUCCGCCGAGUCCCACCGCCGCGCGCUCUACGGCGGCGGGUACAUCAGCUACCGCGCUCUACAGCGGGGCAACGUGCCCUGCUCCCGCCGCGGCGCCAGCUACUACAACUGCCGCCCCGGCGCGCAGGCCAACCCCUACCACCGCGGCUGCUCCCGCAUCACCCGCUGCCGCGGCUGA
Messenger RNA from Miscanthus lutarioriparius, 366 nucleotides. The record is from the annotation of a GenBank genome assembly. Lineage: Eukaryota; Viridiplantae; Streptophyta; Magnoliopsida; Poales; Poaceae.